AUGGAUAGGUCGCUGGCCGCCUUGUUGAGGUCGCUGAAAACCUCACCACACCCAGAUGAUGCUGCCAGGUUAUUGCCCACCGCCACGAAUCUCCUCUCCCGAUUGUCUAACCCACUAAACGUCUCGCUCUUGUCGUCGCAUCUCCUCUCGACUGGCGUGCUAUACCCGACUCCGACCGACCUUGCCCGAUGCAGACAGAUAUUCAGCGUCUUCUACACCGCAGUCCUCCGAUUAAUCGAAGACAAGAAAGAUCCUUCCCAGGUAUCUCCAUCUCCUCGCAAUCACCUUUCAGUAUUUGAAUGGACAAGAGCGGUGGUACGAGGCGCAGACGAAAGUUCGCCGCGAUGGAGACACACCUUGCUUCUUGGAGGACUCAUCCUCGCGUUCCAGUCAAGAGGUUUCGAGGAGAUACCGUCCGAUCUGCGCAACAAGCUCGAAGCUGCAUUGGUCAUGGCGGUCAAUCUCGCUUUACAACAGAAGGGCUCCGAACCAAAUUGUGAGCUGGCCGUGGUGUUCGUGUUGAAUCAUACCUUCCCGGUGUUAUCGGAUUAUCAUCGGUCGCAGGUGAAUUAUGACAAUCUCCUGCCCGUUCUGGUGGACGCCGCAUUCUUCUCCCGCGAAGGCCUUGAGCAGGGGUACUGGCUGGGAAUCAUUGACUUCGACGUGCGCCAAACAGCUGAACGUAGGUUCAACUGGUCGACGACGUCAGUGUCCUUUCGAAAAGUCACAGAGAUUAAAUCGAAAAGUCUUGUUUCCACACUCGGUCCACUGUCGCGCCUGAUUGCUCAUUCUAUCGACAAUGUACAAGACCGAUUGUUGAUUGUACACAGUACCAAUAAGAUUGCCGGGUUCGCGAGGAAUUUAUCGACAUCAUGGAGACAGAACAAAUUGUCCGAACUGGACCCUCGGGAAGAGUCUCAGUAUCUUGACCAAGAAACCAUCAGCAAAACUCUGCCAGUAUUGCUUCAGCUCCUCAGAGACACCAUGUUUGCCGCCAUCAUUGCACUCCGGUCUGUUCUCGGGCGCCUUCUCUGUGACGGAGUACUUGCUUCCGAUACUAAUGCUCCAGCAUUGGUCAUGCAGAGUUUACACAUCUUGCGAGAUACCUAUUUCAUAUCCCACCGGCUAGGACUCACGUCUUCAUCACAAUACAUCUUCGUCAACUUCACCGCGGUUGAUGUUUUGAGCCGAUACCAGGCACAGUCAGAAAACUUUCUGGAGUCGAUACGACCUGCAAGUCUGGGACGAAUUCCUCCUCAUCCUCUUGAUAGACUGCACGAUCUUUUCUUCCUCAACACCGCGGAACAUUUCACUCUUACAGUAUCGCCACGGCUGAAUCAGGAUCUCCUGUUCAAUGGUGCAGCACCUUACAUUGACCCGCAAGGGGAUCCCAGGUUGGGAGAAAUAUACGAAGCUGCCCAUAGUGUGAUUCUGGCCGUUCUUGCCGCGCCACAAAACGCCGAGGUGGCAACAAGGAAUGUUCCGUUCUACGUGGAAACUCUGCUGCAAAGCUUCCCCAGGCCACUAGCGGCUCGACAGUUCAGACUGGCAGUCAAAUCAGUUGUGCGUAUCGCUGCGCCCCCGUCGCCUAUCGCUGUGUGUAUGCCUCUCAUGCAAGCCAUUAUCCUGGAUUUGCUCAGGGAACGUAUGAGUCAUGCAUCUGAAGAAUUACUCCCUUCUGAUCCAGAUCUUUCAAAGGAGAGCCAGCCUCCUUUGUCCGAGAAGGCAGUCUUUCUUCUCUCUAUCAUCGAUUGUUUGAGCUUUCUGCCGGUAGCACUGCUGGAAGAAUGGCUUCCAUCAACUGCUGAGUUACUGCACAAGAUUGAAAGCCCUGCUCAGAAGCAACAAUGCCUGCAACGAUUCUGGGAUACUCUCAGCAAUGGAGAAAUGGAUGUUGAGCGCGCUGCACUUUGUGUUGCUUGGUGGACCUCCAGAGGUGGACGUGAGCAUGUCCUGUUUGGAGAGCAGCCUGAAGAUGGCGAAUACACUAUGAGCGGUGCCUUGCAGUACGACAGCAAGCUCUGA
This is a messenger RNA of Exophiala dermatitidis NIH/UT8656, 2025 nucleotides long. RefSeq lists its product as uncharacterized. Lineage: Eukaryota; Fungi; Ascomycota; Eurotiomycetes; Chaetothyriales; Herpotrichiellaceae. The record is from RefSeq and is a predicted model, not a curated record. The coding region runs from base 1 to 2025 and encodes 674 amino acids. The transcript has 2 exons.